This is a messenger RNA of Paraphaeosphaeria sporulosa, 1953 nucleotides long. RefSeq names its product aromatic compound dioxygenase. The coding region runs from base 471 to 1919 and encodes 482 amino acids. The transcript is spliced from 2 exons. Lineage: Eukaryota; Fungi; Ascomycota; Dothideomycetes; Pleosporales; Didymosphaeriaceae. The record is from RefSeq and is a predicted model, not a curated record. Gene Ontology annotation, molecular function: ferric iron binding; oxidoreductase activity, acting on single donors with incorporation of molecular oxygen, incorporation of two atoms of oxygen.
CGCCAACGCGUCUCGGUCCGAGCACUGACCUUGCCGUUGUUUCGACAGCCUCGUGGAACACGCCUCUCGUGAUUCCACUUGCAAGAUUGCCGUGACGCGUAACAAUGGUGAAGGUUCUGAUUCGACGUUCGCCAGAAUAAUGCUCCGGAGUGGGUGUGUUCGGACGAUGCUCCACCGCGGCAGUGGCUUGCCUUGCCCGUGCCACGAGUCAAGCAGCACUGCCGGGUGCGUCGAACACCCCGUCGCCAGAGGGGCACCGGCCGCGUAAUUCGAGAUGACGAGUCUGCAGUACAGAUCUUGAGGGUGGAGGCUGGCGUAGGAGGGGUGUAGUCAGCUAUAAGACCGCGUUGGCGUUCACUCCGAAAUUUCAUCACCACGAUCACUCCAUCGUUCCAUUCGCUUUCUCAUCGCCUUUGCAUUUGCCGUUCGCUUUUGACACUUCAUCUUGCAUAUCUUCAUUCGUUUUUGCAAUGGUGAACUUCGCUUCCACCGUUAGCAGUGCGCUGGCUGCAACUUCUCUUCUUAGCCUUGCGGCUGCUCAUCCUGGCGAGAAGCACGACCAUGCUCACAUCAAGCGCCAGAUUGAUGCUCGUCAGCUGCGUGCUGCUGCCGCCAAGCGCUCCCUGGGUGCAUGCGAGAGCUCUCUGAAGCACCGUGACUUGAUGGCGAGGUCGGUCCAGCGUCGUGCGAACGCUCUCCAGAGCCUUCGCGAGAAGCGCGGCAUCUCAGUCAACUCCAAGAAGCUACGUCGUGACCUCUCCGAUCUCCAGGCCUUCGAGACCGUGAACCACAACAUGACGGGCGAGCUCGACUACUCCCUCAACACCGACCCGGCCACCAUCUUCUCCGCCAACACCUCGUGCAUCCUCGCCCCCGAGAACACUGCCGGGCCAUACUAUGUCCUCGGCGAGCUCGUCCGCACAAAUGUCAAAGAAGACCAAGCUGGUGUCGACCUCUACCUCGACGUCCAGUACAUCGACAUCAACACCUGCGAGCCCGUUAGCGGCCUCUUCGUCGAUGUCUGGAACUGCAACGCCACGGGCGUCUACUCGGGCGUUGAGUCUGGCCAGGGUGGUCUCAACAGCACCUUCCUCCGCGGCAUCCAGGAGACCGACGACGACGGCGUUGUGACUUUCGAGACCAUCUUCCCGGGCCACUACGAGGGCCGCGCGACUCACACCCAUCUGCUGACCAAGUCGAACGUCACGCUGCGUGAGAACGGGACCACCGAGGGCGGCGCCGUCACACACAUCGGGCAGCUGUUCUAUCCCGAGGACCUCAUCACCGAGGUCGAGACCUUCGAGCCGUACAACGCCAACACGGUCGAUCGCACCACAAACGACGACGACAUGUGGAGCGUCGUCCAGGCGGACGCUUCUUACGACCCGUUCCCAGAGUUCGUGUAUCUUGGUGACACCGCGGCGGAUGGUCUGCUCGCGUGGAUCCAGAUCGGCAUCAAUGCCAGUGCUGAUCACUCCGAUGACGAGUACUACGCUGUUGCUGCUACUUACUACGAGGACGGCGGUGUUGCGAACGGCGACAGCUCGUUCGGCGGUGGAAGCGGCGGCCCGCCUGGAAACGGUACUGGCAACGGAACUAUGCCGUCUGGUGCUCCUCCUUCGGGAUCUGGCGCUGCUGCCUCUGGAGCGGCUUCAACCGUUGUUGUUUCCGAUGCUGAGGCGACUGUUGUGUCCACGGCUGCUGGCACGACCUUGACUACCGUCUCCAGCGCCGUCUCCUCAUCGGCUACUUCGUCUGUCGGCGCUGCUAAACCUUCCGGAGAGCCUCAAAACCAGCAGGGUGGUAAGCAGCAGGGUCAGCAAGGUCAAGGUCAGCAGCAACAAGGGCAAAAACAGCAAGGCCAGAACCAGGCCCACAACCAACAGAAGGCUCAGCAGCAGAACAACCAGCACCAGUAGAUGCACUCUCAUUCGAAAUCGAUUUCUCUGCCCG